CCAACUGGUUCCAGCAGAAGCUUACCUGGGUCAGAUCCGACGUCCUCAGAUGCACGAAGACCUCUCCCAUUAGGCAGAAAACCGCGGACCCUCCAAGAUGGCAGAAGCCCACCAGGCUGUGGCCUUCCAGUUCACAGUCACCCCCGAGGGAGUGGACUUCCAGCUGAGCUGCGAAGCCCUCAAGCAGAUCUACUUGUCCGGCGUCUCCUCCUGGAAGAAACGCUUCGUCCGUCUCAAGAACAGCAUCUUGACGGGGGUGUAUCCUGGAACCCCUUCGGGCUGGCUGGCGGUUGUCAUAGCAACAGUGGGCUCCAUGUACUUCCGCGUGGAUGUGUCCGGGGGGCUGAUCGUCUGCAUCCGAGAACGCCUGCCUGACGGCUGCUACUUGAGCCUCCGCACCCGCACCCUGCUGAGCGCCAUCCUCUUCUCCACCGGCGUCUGGGUCUCGGGGGUCCUGCUCUGCCGGCAGACCCUCAAGCUGUUUCUCUCCCACCACGGAUGGAUGUUUGAGCCUCACGGCCGGACCAGCCGCACCACCAAGAUCUGGGCGGCCGCGGUGAAAGUGCUGUCCGGUCGCAAGCCCAUGCUGUACAGCCUCCAGACCUCGCUGCCCAAGCUGCCAGUGCCCAAGGUGAAGGACACCAUUCAGAGGUAUCUGGACUCUGUUCACCACCUGAUGGAUCCCGAGAGGUACAGGCAGAUGGAGGCCCUGGCCAGAGAGUUCCAGAAGAAAACGGCCCCCCGGCUCCAGAAGUACCUGGUCCUCAAGUCCUGGUGGGCCACCAACUACGUGAGCGACUGGUGGGAGGAAUACAUCUACCUGCGGGGAAGAGGCCCCAUCAUGGUGAACAGCAACUACUACGUCAUGGACUUCCUGUACGCAAAGCCCACCCCGCUCCAGGCCGCCCGGGCGGGCAAUGCCGUGCAUGCCAUCCUGUUAUACAGACGCAAGCUGGACCGCGAGGAGCUCAGGCCCGUGAUGGCGCUCGGCGUGGUCCCCAUGUGCUCCUACCAGAUGGAGAGGAUAUUCAACACCACUCGCAUUCCGGGCAAGGAGGCAGAUUCCCUCCUGCACGUGUCGGAGAGCAAGCACCUGGCCGUCUACCACCAAGGCCGCUUCUACAAGGUGUGGCUGUACCACGGGGGGAAGCUGCUGAGCCCCUGCGACCUGGAGCUGCAGUUCCAGCGCAUCCUGGACGACCCUUCGAAGCCCCAGCCCGGCGAGGAGAGGCUGGCGGCCCUCACGGCUGGGGACAGGCUUCCGUGGGCAGAAGCGCGAGCCAGGUACUUCAGCCACGGGAGGAACCGGGCAGCACUGGACUGCAUCGAGAGAGCGGCCUUCUUCUUGACCCUGGACGAAGACACGUGUGGCUACAACGCCAAGAACGAGAACAGCCUGGACGAGUUAGCCAAGAGCCUCCUCCACGGGCAGUGCUACGACAGGUGGUUCGACAAAUCCUUCACGCUGGUGGUAUACCGCAACGGCAAGCUGGGUGCCAACGCCGAGCACUCGUGGGCCGAUGCCCCCAUCGUCGGGCACCUUUGGGAGUUCAUGCUGGCCACCGACCAGUUCCAGUUGGGCUACAGCCACAGCGGGCACUGCCAGGGGGUGCCCAAUACGGCCCUGCCUCCGCCCCAGCGCCUGCAGUGGGACAUUCCUGCAGAGUGCAGGCUGGUCAUAGACGCCUCCUACAGCGUGGCCAGGGCCCUGGCCGACGACGUGGACUUCCACUGCUUCCGCUUCACGGACUUCGGCAAAGGCCGCAUCAAGAAGUGCCGGACCAGCCCCGACAGCUUCGUCCAGAUGGCCCUGCAGCUGGCACACUUCCGGGACAAGGGCUACUUCUGCCUGACCUACGAGGCCUCCAUGACCCGGCUCUUCCGGGAGGGCCGCACGGAGACGGUGCGCUCCUGCACCCGCGAGGCAACGGCCUUUGUGCACUGCAUGGAAGACCCAGACGGCAGUCCGUCCGAGUGCCUGAAGCUCUUCCGGGAAGCCGCUGAGAAGCACCAGAACCUGUACCGCCUGGCCAUGACCGGGGCUGGCAUCGACCGGCACCUCUUCUGCCUCUAUGUGGUGUCCCGCUACCUGGGGCUGGACUCACCCUUCCUGGCCCAGGUGCUGUCCGAGCCCUGGCGCCUCUCCACCAGCCAGACUCCGCAGCAGCAGAUCAGGAUGUUUGACCUGGAGACGAAUCCGGAUCACGUUUCCCCCGGCGGUGGCUUUGGGCCGGUGGCCAACGACGGCUACGGAGUCUCCUACAUCAUCGCCGGAGAGCACCUCAUCACCUUCCACGUUUCUAGCAAGCACUCCAGCCCGCAGACGGACUCCAAGCGCUUUGGGAGGAACAUCCGCCAGGCAUUGCUGGACAUUGCGGCCCUCUUUGACACCCCGCCCAGGAAAAUGGCCAACUGAGGGGGGGGGCCCUCACACCCCAUGCCACUGAAGACGGCCCCAGCAAGCUGCCCACUGGCCACAGAGCACCCAGCACACGGAGGGAGAAGGUGGUUCCUGGACCCCAGGUCAGACUCCAGCCUCUCUACACGUCUGUGCCCUGCCCAGGACCCCCCCCCCACAGUGGACCCCGGAGGAUGUGUGGGGAGGAGGGGGGGGGGAGAGCUGAUGUGAUGUCAAAGGAUAAAAGAGGAUAAUUUCUGGCUGCCUCUGGUGUGUGGAUGGGCAGGUGAUGGAUGGGUCUCUCUCCGUGGUCUCC
This is a messenger RNA of Gekko japonicus, 2714 nucleotides long. RefSeq names its product carnitine palmitoyltransferase 1B (gene CPT1B). The transcript is spliced from 19 exons. Bases 98 to 2416 code for a protein of 772 amino acids. Gene Ontology annotation, biological process: carnitine metabolic process; fatty acid metabolic process. NCBI's taxonomy places the organism in Eukaryota, Metazoa, Chordata, Lepidosauria, Squamata, Gekkonidae. The record is from RefSeq and is a predicted model, not a curated record. Gene Ontology annotation, cellular component: mitochondrion. Gene Ontology annotation, molecular function: carnitine O-palmitoyltransferase activity.